Lasiosphaeria miniovina is the source of this 927-nucleotide messenger RNA. Its product is annotated as peroxisomal biogenesis factor 11-domain-containing protein. Lineage: Eukaryota; Fungi; Ascomycota; Sordariomycetes; Sordariales; Lasiosphaeriaceae. Gene Ontology annotation, cellular component: peroxisomal membrane. The coding region runs from base 1 to 927 and encodes 308 amino acids. The record is from RefSeq and is a predicted model, not a curated record. The transcript is spliced from 2 exons. Gene Ontology annotation, biological process: peroxisome fission.
AUGAGCAUGGUUGAGCCUGUGGGCGGCUUCGAGCAGUUUGUCAAGUUUGUGACGGAUGCUACUGGCCUCGAGCGCAUCUUGCGAUGGCUGCAGGCGCUGGCGCAGGUGCUCAUCUUUGUCGCGCCUGCCCGCGCUGCUGCCCUCUACACAGUGUCUAGCCUGUCCUCCGUGGCCUGCACCCUUUCUCCGGCCUGGUGCUCCUCUUCUACGUCAGGCCAGUCCGCAGCAGCAGGCUAUCCGGCAUUGCUGUCGGUUGAAGUCCUCCAACGCCUGCGCGCCAGCUGCGCGCUGACGAGGCGCUACUUCCGCCUCUUCCGCUUCUUCGAGGCUUUUGGCGCUGCAUGGACCCUGUAUACUUCCUUCGUUGCUUCCCCUGCCGGGAAGACGGCGAAAUCUCUCGAGACGUGGCUCGCCAUCUCGAGUCGCUCCUUCAACGGCAUGUAUCUGCUGCUCGAGAGCCUGACCUUCAUCGAAGGCCUCGGCGUCGAGGGGCUAGACGGCCCCUGGGGUACGGAGCGGGCAGCGAUGCUUCGCGUCGAGGCCAACCGGUUUUGGUUCUUCUCGCUGUUGUGCGGGAUUAUUGUUGGGGGGCUGAGGCUUGUUGGGUUGUAUCGUGCUCAGAAUCGUGUGUCCGACUCGAAGUCGGAGAAGAAGGGAAUAGAUGAAAAGGGCAGUGACAGCGCCGUAGCGACGGAGCUGGAGAAUAGGAAGAAAAAGGAGAAGAAAGACGAGGCGCGCAAGAUUCUACGCCGACUCACGGCGGACGUGUUGGACAUUUCGGUCCCGGGAUCUGUCGUCGGUUGGUCGCCUCUAUCCCCAGGCCCCAUCGGCGUCCUUAUGCUCGGUAGCACCGCUCUGACGGGCCUCGAGGUGUGGGAUCGAUGUGGUAAAGAGCUAGAGGAUUCUCGGGGUGCGUGGGCAAUAUGA